AAAUAUAGUAAUUAUUAAGGAUUAUGAUAUCAACGUUGUCAUUAACUCAUAAUUAAUUGGAUCGUGAUCGUGUAUUCGUGUAUCGUGUUAUUCAGUGCCUCAGUGGUCAAUAAUCGGUACUUACUCGUCUUAUUCUUUACCUCAAUAGUCGUUAGUCAAUGGUUAUUUGAUUGUUUGUAUACAGUAUUACGGUUUAAUAUCCACCGUUUCGAUCAUGGUCUGAUAUUGAAAUUAACAUUCAGCAUGAACUGUGAUGUUUUUAAUCAUAGAUAAUCUUACAUUAACUGCUUUAGUAAGUAAUAUUCAAUUUAGAUAAUAAAUUGAUUGGUUUUGUUAUGUUGUGAAUGUUUUAAAAUGGAUACAAGCAACGAUUAUUUAUUCGCUCUACAAUUACAAAACGAAUUGGCCAAUUUUGAAGACAAUGGAAAACUACGUUUUAUAGAUUUGACAAAAUCUGAGAACAGUUUGGCUUCUGGCCCUAGGAAUGAAAAUAUAGUUGAUUUGACUGAUAUUGGUACUAAUGUUAAAAAACAAAAGCGUAAUGCUAAAGAUAAUGUACCUCGACCAACUAAACGAUCUUAUACUCAAAAUGUAGAGGCUACUAAAAGUGUAGUACACCAUUCUUGGGAAACGUUGGACCCAAAUCCAGAUAUACACGGUUUAUUUUUGGCAUUUAAUCGACAGUAUUUUUGGAGUACAUUGGACUCUGUAAUGAUUCAAUGGAGCAAAAGGAUGACAGUCUGCGCUGGUUUAUGUAGAUAUCAAAAUGGAUUUUGUUCCAUAAGCCUUAGUGAACCACUUUUAAAGCUCAGACCUCGAAAGGAUCUAGUUGAAACGCUAUUACAUGAAAUGAUACAUGCAUAUUUGUUUCUUACCAAUAAUAGAGACCAUAGAGAUAGAGAUGGGCAUGGGCCAGAAUUUUGUAAACAUAUGUACAGGAUAAAUGUAGGAGCUGGCACUAAAAUAUCGAUUUAUCACGAUUUUCACGACGAAGUAAAGUUGUACAAAACUCAUUGGUGGAAGUGUAAUGGACCAUGCCAAUAUAAUAAGCCAUUUUAUGGAUAUGUAAAGAGGAGUAUGAAUCGUGCACCAGGACCAAAUGAUAAUUGGUGGGCUAAUCAUCAAGCUAAUUGCAGUGGAAUUUUUGUUAAAGUUAAAGAGCCUGAAGGAUAUGGAUUGAAAAAAAAAUCAACUGUUCAAAAACAAUUGGAUGUUAAAUCUGCUAAUAAAAUAACAAAUUUCAUUACAGUAUUGGGUCCUCCAAUAAACAAAGAUCUUCAUAAUGAUUCUGAAAUAUAUUCGAAACCAAAAGAAAAUGAUAAAAAGUCUCACUUAGACGACAAAUUGAAUUCACUCACAAAGAAAGUAUCUGAACAGAAUGCUAAUAUGUCUUCUAAAUCUGAUGAAUGCAAUAAACAAAAUGCUCAACAAGAUAUAUGCUUAAAAAAUUUAGAUGAAACUACAUUAUGUCCUAUUUGUAAUGAACCUGUAUUAACAGACUGGUUGAAUGAUCAUUUACAAAAUUGUGAUCAAUUAAGGGAGAUGUUUGGCAAUGAAAUUAAUGAUAAAUGUAAAUGCCCAGCAUGCAAUAAUACAGUUGAUAGAUCCUUAAUGAAUGAACAUUUAAAUAACUGUAAAAUGUUGAUUAAUGUGUUUGAAAACGACUCUGUGGAUAUUCCUGAUGAUACCAAUUAUGUAAACUGUCCAUGUUGUGAAAAAAUGGUUAAAGAAAGUAAUAUUAAUACACAUUUAGAUAUUUGUAUGUCGUCAGAAAUGCCAGAAACACCAAAGCCAAAUGUUAAUGAAAAUAAUUUAAAAUGCCCAUGCUGUGAAAAUAUAUUUAAAAAUGUUAUAGAGUUAGAUGAUCAUAUAGAUAACUGCUUGUCAGUAUGUUAAUAACCAUAAUUUAUUUUGUAUUUCACUUUUUGUUUACUUAAUAUGUUAAUAUAUUUUUAUCUUUAUUGUAUUUAAAAUAAAAACAAUGCUUAUUUUUA
This is a messenger RNA of Rhopalosiphum maidis (corn leaf aphid), 1994 nucleotides long. RefSeq names its product sprT-like domain-containing protein Spartan. The transcript has a single exon. Gene Ontology annotation, molecular function: single-stranded DNA binding; metalloendopeptidase activity; polyubiquitin modification-dependent protein binding. Bases 355 to 1896 code for a protein of 513 amino acids. NCBI's taxonomy places the organism in Eukaryota, Metazoa, Arthropoda, Insecta, Hemiptera, Aphididae. Gene Ontology annotation, biological process: DNA repair. The record is from RefSeq and is a predicted model, not a curated record. Gene Ontology annotation, cellular component: nucleus.